Molecule: messenger RNA, 4004 nt
Organism: Girardinichthys multiradiatus
Lineage: Eukaryota; Metazoa; Chordata; Actinopteri; Cyprinodontiformes; Goodeidae
Product: ribosome biogenesis protein BMS1 homolog
Exons: 2
Coding region: 240-2081 (613 amino acids)
Source: RefSeq, a predicted model, not a curated record
UUUGAAAGCAGUAUUUUGUAUUUACUCAGGUUAAGUUAUCCAAUAUUCAAAUUUGUUUGAUUACCGGAAACACUUAAGUGGGACAAAAAAGCAACAAAGAAGACAUCGGUAAGGCAGCAAAUAAUUUUCUACUGCAAUGUAUGUACAGUUAUUAGUAAGAUGUCAUUAGCUAAGAUAUUAAUAGGUCUCUUCCUAAAAGGUUUAAAUAGGACCAUGUGAAAAAAAGAAUCUUUAAAUAUAUGCAGGGAUACUUAAACCAAAACAAAGCUAUAAUUAAUAGCAGAGUACUGUCAGUUUUUCAGUGUCAAGGCAGAGAGGAAAAGGCAGAACAGAACUACUUGAGACCAGCAGCUGCAGAGGACAUGCGCAGAGAAAAAUCAAACAAAUCCCAAACUGAAGAUGAAUCAAGUCACUCAGGAGAGGAUACUACCAAACAGUCUCCUAUUUCAGAUCAAACUGAUUCGGCUGAAAGCACAGAUGAUGAAGAAAAUAAUGAUCCAACAGACCAACUCACUAUUUCACAUAAAUUACAGCAUACAGAAAAGACAUCUGGCACAGAUAAACAGUCAGAUGAACAAAACGGUACAGAAAAAAAGAACGAUUUUACCAAAGCUAAACUUUAUCAGGUUGACAGACCAGAUAAGGACGUAGAUGUUAACCCUGGUCUAGACUCUACAACAUCUCAGCUUGAUUUAGAUCUCUCUAACCUGUUGUCAGCCAAAGAAAUUUCAAAUGCAGAUAUGUGGGAGGUGGGAGCGUCAGAAUAUGAGGGAAAAGAUCAACAAGAUGAUGCCUUUGAAGAUAAGGAGAUUGUUAGCUCAGAAGGAGAGGAGGAUGCUGAAGUAGCAGAACCAGUUCAGAGCCUUCAAUAUUUUGCUCAUGGUAACAUGGAUAUCUGUGCUUCAGAGCUUGGAGGAAUAAAAAGAACAUUAGAAGAUGGCAUCUAUCAAGAUGAUGCAUAUGCUGCUGAAGAGGAAGAAACUAUGAAAUAUCAGCUUGAAGAAACUGAUGUUGAAUUACUCCCAUCUCAGUAUGAAAUCCCUCAGGAAAACCAUCAGGAAGCAGAGAAUCAUGCACAAAAACUAAAUGAGAGGGAAACAACAGAAACUGAAGCUUCUUAUGAAGAAACCAGUAAAAGUUUAGCUCACUCUGAGAAUUCCUUAGAUAACAGGGCUAUACAAAAGGAAGAUUCAUUGGUUGAGAUGAGCUUUGAGGAUGUUCCAGAGGAUCAGUGUAUUACUGAUGUUUUGGAAAAAAACUCUGAGGAAGAUGCUUCAAUAGAGGUUGCACCGAUUAAUAUAUCAGAAUUGCCCCAAAAAGAGGAGUUCAAGGAGCUUACAACAUGUUCAACAGUAAUGUUUGCUGCAGAAUAUCAACAUAAAACUGAAAUGGAGAUCAUCAAGAGGGAAGUUAUCUCAGAAGAGGAGGAACUAAGCUAUCGCGCUGCCUUUGACACAUUAAAAGAGGAAACAAAUAAUUUAAAUUAUAGUAAUGAUGGUGAAAGGGAGUUAGGUAGUAAAACCCCUGAAUUGGCAAACAAAAUUAAAGAUCAUGAAAAUGAACAUAUAGAGGAGAUACCUGACGUAAAUAGAGAGACGGAAGAAAAAAAGCAGUCAAAUGAGCAGGACGAUAAAGAAGAUGAGACAACAGACGUUUCUAUAGAAGGCUACAGUAAGAUGGAUGACCAGGAAAUUAAUAAUAGCAGGGUGAUACAAAACCCAUCACAGCUCAUUGAAUUAGAUAUGUCAGUGACUGGAAUCAUGACAGAGGAUGAAACCUUGGAGGAAAAUCAAGAACAUUUACUGCAGCCUAUGGCACAAAGUCCCAAAACCAUUGGGGAAUCACAGUCAGAGGAUGUCAGGGAAGAAAAGUGGGACACAUUUAAACAAGAAGAGGAAAUGGCAAAUUCUGAAGUGCAAGAACAGAGUGAAGAACCGGGGAAAGAGGAGACUAUCACCCCCACUGGUAGUGCUGAUUGGACAGCUGCUGACCGUACGGUGGAGGAAAGGCCUGCUGCGUUUGAGAAGGACACCUCAGCGUCUGCAAACAAGAGUGAUAAGGUAAUCUUGGUUGUUAGAUAAAAUUGUACAAUCAUUGUUAUGAUGCAUUUCACCCUUUACCUAUGCUUUAAAAUUAUACAACUGUUAAAUUAAUCGAAGGAUCUUCUGUUACCCUCAAUAAAUUUGAAUAAAUGUCCCUUAUUGCAUAGAAACCGCCCACAUUGUGCAGGUAUUAACAAGGUCCUGGCAUAAUUCUAGCCUGAUGUUUGAAUAUUGUUCUUAUCCCAAAUGGUAGAGCUCAUUUAAAUUGUUCAUUUUCCAGACAUGACAAAAUAAUGUCCUUCUGUUCUUGCAGCUCUCCUUGAGAGGUUCUUGCAGCUUGUUCUUGACACAUAUUCUGGACAGAACUUUUUUUGUGUGUGGUGUCAGACAUGAUUAGUCAGAAAUUUUAAUUGGGCGUGGUUACUACACAGACAAAUUCUGCAGUGAGAGGAGCCUAUGAUGACUUCCCAGACGUUCUUGUUUAAAAGUAUAAAAACUUCCAGCCCAGAUAGAACUUCUUGUAAUUUAUUCAUUCUUGCAAAGUAUGUACAGGUCUUAAGGUUCUGGAAUGGCCCAGACCUCAACUUUAUUUAAAGUUUAUGGGGCGGGUCUGUGCCAGGAAAUGAAACAUUUUAAUGAACUCUACCAUUUCUCAACUAUCCUUGCAGAGUUAUGCUAGAAGCAUGUUAAUGACUACAUAAAGGGUAAGUUCUUUCUGUAGUUCGUAAGAGACAUUUAACCAAAUAUUAGUGGUUAUAAUUUAGUUUAUAAUUUUUCAAAAGCAUUGAGGCUGAGUAAUAUGUUCAACUCAAAGUGAAAAUGGUUCAAAUAAAUCAUUAAAACCCCAAAAUUAUUAUAACAUAAUAACCAAUGAUAGGUGUAGAUCAAUUUCUGAAAGAAACUUUGACCUAUUAAUGAGCCCGUAUAGGCACUCAACUCUCGGGAUAUAGAUGUUUGAAAAUAUCUCCAAAAUAUUUCAUUUUCUGUAUGAUGUGUCGUAGUCUCUGUGGUACUUUAAAUGCCAUUUUACUUGUGAUUAUAUAGAAAUGUCUUUCUCAGAACGAGGCGGUUUUCAUCCCUCUGUAUUGAUGCCUGUUGGCUUGGUAAAUAAAAAAAGCUGCCUGCACCAGAUCAAGUCUCCUCCUGGGAGCCACCCAGGAGCAGCGCCCCCAGAGUGAAACUUGUAUAAUCUGUCAGUGUAAAAGAGCGACUAAACAGUUUGUCUCAAACAUUUUUAGUGCUGUCAGAGGUAGAACCCCCAAUUUGAUUGAACAAGCUUCUUUGAACAUGAAGGGAGGGAGUGUAGGAAGGGGUACUGAGAAUGUUACUAUGGUAACUCCCUCAACAUGUACGUGUCGUUAUGGAUUUAAUAGAAGAUGUGAUGCUGAUAGUUGCUAGGCACCCUCUGUAUCAGUAAUCUACCUUGUAGAGCUGUUUUUAACUCGCUGUGUAAUAAAGUAUAACCCCUAACUUUAGGUAAAACAAGCCACUUUUUUAACCUUAAGACAGCCACGGCAACACUUAAAUAUUUCUUAUUACAUUUCCUUAACUCUGCCUAAAGUAAUCAGAUGGAUAAAAACAGUAUUUUGAAAUGUACCCCAUAAAUCAAACAGAUGUGAGCAGAUUAGCUGCAUAUUCAUUACAAUCAAGUAAAAGGUGUUUACAAUUUCUAAAUAUUGAGCUAUUGAUUAUCAGAGCUACUCAGCUCAGAGCUGUUAGGCAUGUGCCGCAAUUACCGUGAUGAAAUGCUCUGCAAAUUGGAAGCAUUACGUUGCUGUUUGACAUAUAACGCGGAUAAAUGGAUGUUUUUGCUGGUCCUAGCCCCCGUCUUGUCUGUGAGGCUUGCAGAGGAGUGUGGGCGGCCGUACCAGCUGGGAUCAGAGGGAUGGAGAGAGCUGUUAGUUCUCUCUGCCUCUAAUAAAUUUAUAACACCUCCUAACGCAAAAAAAACCAAAAAAAAAA